CAUAUAUAUUUCUUCCUGCUUCGACACUACAACUACUCGUCAAGAAAAGAAACAAAGCGAUUUUACCCGACCCACCUUGCAUUGAUAGCCACCUGCCUUGACCUACGCACGCUCAAAUGGACGAUAGGAAACGUUUCUUAAUGCUGAUACGAAAGGCUACUGCUGGAAGAGCUGCGGGGACAACGGGGAGUGGAGUAGUGCUAGACGGCGAAGAAGCAGAGGUCGCGGAGACUGGUAUAGGUGCAACGGUUGUGGAUUGCGGGAUGGGUGGGCAUGCUUGUGGCGUGGGUUGUGCGAGGUGUGGGUGCUAGUAUUCGUGUUGGUGGAGGUAUUGGAUUGUUCACCACAGACUCGGAUUGACAUUGGCGGUAAACGACGCGAGGUAUAUUGUCCUACACCUAACAACCUUCUUGACCCCCUCUUUAACCUCUUUCAUCUCCUCUUUCACAAUAGCACCAACAUCCAGAGUCUUCUCAUCCA
This is a messenger RNA of Trematosphaeria pertusa, 480 nucleotides long. RefSeq lists its product as uncharacterized. The record is from RefSeq and is a predicted model, not a curated record. Lineage: Eukaryota; Fungi; Ascomycota; Dothideomycetes; Pleosporales; Trematosphaeriaceae. The transcript has 2 exons. Bases 117 to 311 code for a protein of 64 amino acids.